CUCCACACCACCCUCGCCCAAACCACUCUAGAACGCGACCAGGAUGUCUCUUUCCGAUUCAGAUCUCUCGUCGCUGUCGUCGGCACCCCCUUCGGAUGAAGAAACGGGGUCCAUGGCUGUCGACGAGCCCGUGGGCAUCAACAAGUACUUUAAGAAGGAAACCGAAUCUCCGCCGCCGAAACGGGCGCCUUCACCACCCCACGAAUAUGUUCUGGCCGAUAACCCAGAUAUCGCAUUCAUCGUGAUGUUCCGCGCGCGUUUCACCGAUGUGUUCCCCCGAUCGACACCACAUUUUGGUCCGCAGGAUGUCGAGAGAGGCGUGGCGGAUCCUACACCCGGAGAUCAUAUCGAACGAUUGCUGUGUGCGUUUCUGGGCUUGGUGCUGAAUCGGAAGAAGGACGUGGAUCGAAGUCACUACACUCGCCCGCUGGAGGAGGCAAUCCAUACCCAUGUGUCUCAAUGGCCGAAGGCUUGGCAAGGGAAAAACCCCCUCCACGGAGGUCGCAGCUUUGCAACCAUGUCGCCAGAUGAACGCAUUCAACUAUUGAAGACGUUGAUCCUCUGGUCCCUCUCCUCGUCCGAAGCCGUCCAAGCCAAGAUCAAGGAGUCCUACAAGCAAGCACGCCAUGAAGACGACCUGAACCAGCCGCUUUCCGUGCAACCGUGGGGUCGCGAUGGGUUGAAGCGCAGAUACUGGCUCAUUGAGGGUCUGGACGAUACCCACUUCCGGCUGUAUCGCGAGAGUAACCCGGCCUUGAAGCAUGUCACCUGGUGGAGCAUAGCGGGCAGCAUCCCCGAACUGGAGACCAUCGCGGCCAAGCUCGAAGAGGAGAGGAGCACGAACUCGAAGAAACUCAGCGAGAAGAUCAAGAAUGCCAUUCCUCGUUUCGAAGGCGCGGAGGAGAAACGCAAGCGUCGCGAUUACCGCCUCGCCCGCAAAGCCGCAUUCUCGCGACCGGAGCCGGGCUUCUCCUUAUACGAGGGCCGCACUCGCGGAAAGAAGUUGAAAUACACCUACUCCGAUGACGAAGACAUCUUCUCCGACGGCCUGCCUUCGACGCGCCGAUCCACCCGUAACACCUCGGGUGUUUCCACCCCUGCAGAGCCCUCCGGUCCCCGGUACACGGCAAGCGGGCGGCAGGUCCGUCCGCGCGGAGGCGGUUUAUACGGCGCGUCGGCGCUCACCGGCCAGCGCGAAGACGAAGCCGGCGAAGAGGAUGCCGGGAGAGGCCAGCGGACGCGAGCCACGCGAGCCAACGGCUACAACGACUACAAUGCCGACGAAGACAUGGACGACGACGCCGAAGAGGGCCAGUCGAGCGAAAACGAGUGGCAGGGCGGCGGGGACGACGACGAGGAGAAUGAGUUCGAGGGCGACGACGAAGGCGAACUCAGCACAGACGACGCGAUGGUCAUCGGAGAUAAAAACCAAAGCCUGGUCGUGCAACUCCGGUACGGCAAGGGUAAAAUGCGCAGCAGUCCGGCACCGGAGUCGUCAGAGGACAGACCUGAAAGUAAACCAGAGGCGCCAGGCCAGCCAGAGCCUUCUCAGUCUGCCCAGCCACCACCGCAACCGCAACCCGCAGCCAACGGUCUACCCUCACGGCCUCAGAAUCCCCCUGCUGCCCCACCAGUCGAGACGCCGCCUCAGCCUCAACCUGGCACCGCGACAGCAGCACCAGUCGCCCAACCCGACGAGACGGCCUAGCCUAGCAUUCCCGGUGCUCUAGUUUUUAUAGAACCACGAACGAGCGCCGAGAAUUCAACCGUCUUACCUUCCCAACCCUGAUAUUUCCGAUAGAGAUUUGUUUUUGCUGGAGCGUUGGUGUCUUAUUUAGUUCUAUUUGUAUACGAGGGCAAAAACACGGCAUUUGAUUAUGGAUUUCAUUGUUUCCGUGGGCGUUUCUUUCUUUCUCUUUUCUGUUUGUGUGUGUGAUGCGCGCGUGUAUGUAUGGUAUGGUUAGGGGGUAAUUUGCCAGGAGGUUUGGAGGAUUCAAUGUAUACGUGUGUUGCAUUUGGUGUGAGUUACUUUAGGUAGGCU
Messenger RNA from Aspergillus campestris IBT 28561, 2041 nucleotides. RefSeq lists its product as uncharacterized. The transcript is spliced from 5 exons. The record is from RefSeq and is a predicted model, not a curated record. NCBI's taxonomy places the organism in Eukaryota, Fungi, Ascomycota, Eurotiomycetes, Eurotiales, Aspergillaceae. Bases 44 to 1708 code for a protein of 554 amino acids.